AUGCACCCACCUGUUAGGGAGCAGCAUUUGCUUCUCUAUUUCACUUCAACUGAUAAGUUUAUUGGAGCCCUUCUUGCGCAAACAGUCGACGGGCAAGAACGACCAGUCUAUUAUCUCAGUCGCCUUGUACGCGAGGCUGAGGCUCCCUAUUCAGCCAUCGAGCGUCACUGCCUCGCCCUUUUUUUCGCUACACAGAAGUUUAGACAUUACUUCAUGGCUCAUCACAUCCAUUUGAUCACAAAGUGCGACCCGUAUCGACACGUCCUCUCUAAGCCAAUCAUCUUAGGGAAGGCGUCGCGAUGGCUUUUAGCUCUUUCAGAGUUUGACAUUACCUGUUAUGCACCGCAGGGUAUUAAGAGCCAAGCUUUAGCAUAUUUGCUCGUGUGGAGGGGCAGGCAUGUUCUCACCUCGCCAACUCAGCAGGUCACUGCGGCUGUCAAGCUGGCCUUUCGUUGUUCUAACAAUGAAGCUGAGUAUGAAACACUCAUUCUUAGCCUCCUCGCAGUCCUCGACAAAGGCAUCUCACGCUUAUGUGUAUGCGGGGAUUCCAAGUUGGUUGUUAAACAGGUAACGGAUGAGUAUGCUAUAAGCGAGCCUUCGUUCACAUCUUAUCGUACCAUUAUUCAAAAGCUCCUCAUGAGAUUCUCCUCCGUUCAUUUCUUACAUGUACCUCGUUCCAAUAACAAGUACCCAGAUGCCCUCGCCACAUUAGCUUCGAAGCUGACCAUUACAGAUGACAUGACUGAGAUCCGCAUCACAAAACGCAUUGGUCCAGUUACUAUCGCUGAGCUUUUCCUGGCCCAAAUUGUUUCGGACAAUGAUUGGCGAGCCCCAAUCAUUAGUCAGCUCAAACAGCGGACAGGGUCACUACCUCUCACACAAUUGAAAUCAUUCCAGCUCUUACAAGGACUGCUCUACUUCCACCUGCCAUGCGGAAUGUUAGCCAGAUGUUUGGGCCCUCGCGAUGCUGAGGCAGCUCUCAUACCAACUCACGAGCAGCAUUGUGCUACACCUUUGAUGUUGUACCGGCGACUCCAACGUUAG
Molecule: messenger RNA, 1044 nt
Organism: Cornus florida
Lineage: Eukaryota; Viridiplantae; Streptophyta; Magnoliopsida; Cornales; Cornaceae
Exons: 2
Coding region: 1-1044 (347 amino acids)
Molecular function (GO): nucleic acid binding; RNA-DNA hybrid ribonuclease activity
Source: RefSeq, a predicted model, not a curated record